UGGAAAGAAACGGCUGUCAAACACUUCCGGGUGUGUCUGACUUUUUUUCCUCGCUUUAACUUCGUAACUUUUUAAACAGAGUUUGGUUUAGUUUUUCAGCUCGGAACCUUUAAAUGUGUGGAUUUAACCGAAAAACGGCGACGAAGAAGGAAGAAAGUUCACGUUUAGAAGAAGAAGAAGCAGAAGAAGGGGUUUGUUUUUAAAAUUGUGAAGGAAGUUGGAGGAACUGAAGUGGGCGGAGCAAGAUGAUGGAGGAGCACAGAGGGGACGUCAGCCUGGCGUCCGGCGCCACAGAGAUGGAGACGACUCCUACGGACGCGAACAGUAACUGCAACCACGCAGACAACGGUGUCACUUCCUGUCCAGCUGAGGCCAUGGCAGAGGUCAACAUGGAAACAGGGCAGGACAAAGACCUUCCAGUGUCACCCCAGACACCAGGAAGAGGACCUGUGGUGAUUCAAGGCAACAACAAGAACCCAGCCAGUGAGAAGCUGCAAAGAGUCCGCAAGUGGAGCAUCAGCGCCUACAAGUGUACCAGGCAGGCUCUAUCAGAGAAGCUCGGCCGUGGAUCCCGUACGGUGGACCUGGACCUGGAGCCUCGCCUCGAACUGCUCAAAGACGACCGACAACGCUACGAUAACAUGACCAAGCUGGCUCAGACACUGGCCAAUCAGCUCACUCAGUUCACAGUUACCCAGAAGACCUUGGGGGACGCCUUUGCCGAGCUCAGCCUCAAAACACCAGUGCUGCAUGUGGACUUUGGUGUAAAUGCAGAGGCUCAGAAGUUUCUGUCUAAGAGCGGUGAGACUCUGGCGGCGGCCAUUAACGCCUUCACAUCCGACAUGAACACUCUGAUCAACAAAACCAUCGAGGACACUAUGAUCAACGCCAAGCAGUAUGAGGCUGCCAGGAUCGAGUACGAUGCGUACCGAGUCGACCUGGAGGAGCUGAACCUGGGGCCCCGGGACGCCAUCACUCUGCCCAAACUGGAGCAGGCCCAGAAAGACUUCCAGAACCAGAGGGAGAAGUACCAGAGGAUCAGAGAUGACCUGUCCAUCAAGGUGAAGCUGCUGGAGGAGAACAAGGUCAAAGUCCUCCAUAACCAGCUGUGGCUGCUCCACAGCGCCGUUGCUGCUCACAGUUUAUCGUGUCACAGCUUCCUCCAGCAAAACAUCCAGCAGGCUGGCGAACUCCUCAACAACCCCAGCGUAGAUGCCCCCUCCUGGCUGGAGGAAAGUUGACACAACAACCACCAAAAAAAAAUGGCCAGAAAUAUGUUCGGAAAGAUGUUUUGGGAUAAAUGGACACCAUUGUGGGGAAAGUUAGGGAGGGAUUGUUUUGGGAUUUUUUAAUGUUUGGAUGGAUUUGGGAUAGUUUUAUACCAGAGUGGAAUUGGGAGUUUGUGGGUUUAGGAUAUAUUUCCAGCUUCGCUACAAAAAGAGGCAGUUAGAUAGUUUAGAGGGAAAUUAAUUAUUUUGGAUUUUGAAUGGGUUUCCUGGGUCCUGAUAUACCUCCUGCAGGCCUGGAAAGGCUUAGAAAAGGGGGAAUUUCAUCACUUUCCGACUCUUAAACUGUUGUGGAACUGCACAACAAGUGAUAUUUGGAGUGUUUUCAAAAGGAUGUUCAUUUUUUUGAACUCUUGAAAUGAUAUUAAGAACAAAGGGGGGGGUCUUAAGAAUGAUCUUUCUUUCUAUACAUACAAUCAUAGACCUAUAGUACUUGUGACUUUGGAGCUAAUUUCUUGCCUCUGUCUCAGAGAGUUGGGGGGUAAAUCCAUCUAAUCCUCUGUGAGGCACUAAGCUUUUCUUUGAACUUUAAAAAAAUCCUGAGCCACUGCAGUCAGAAACUCACAGCGACUAAAUGUGCCUCAACACCACUGCAGGAAAACUGCUUCACUGUCUAUACGAUUCCACAACUCUGCACCUGCUGGCUUCCUAUAGACAGUUCUGCUUCGGAUCUGCGUCCAUGUUGAUAAAAUGCCAGGACUCUUAUUGAAUCUAAUGUGUUUUGUUCUUUUUUUAUUAGCAAUAAAAACAUUCUGUGAGCUUCUCAUAUUUUAGCCGGUACUGAUGACUGAUGACCUUUUGCCGGGUAAAAUGAUAAACAUUGCCUCCAGCAGAUCAUAUUCAGCUGUAGCUAAUUAGCGUUAAUGCCAGAAGUUAUUUACUAGAAUUAAACUUGGCUGUUCUCUGCAAGCCGGUGUUUGAUCUUGGCCAAGAUUAUUUAAAAGCAGCACGUUUUAGCAUCUGCACUCCACAACUGCAAAAGUGGACUGUUUUUCUAGUUCAAUAAGACCAACAGUGUGGUGAGUCUUCUCUAGAGAAACGAAAAGCUGAUCUUAUCAUAUUCAUUUCAUUCAUCGGAAUCUCCUGGUUAAGUUUCAUAUUAGUCAUUUAUGCCUGUCAACUUUUAGAAUAACUUUGGCAUUUUGUAACCUGGACCCUAUUUUCCCAUGUUUUUGUGUCUGUUAAUAACUGGGAAAUCUUUUCAAAUGGUCCAUUGAGUGAGUGCGCUGCAGUGGAACAAGCCUGCAAUUGUACCCCGUCAAAGUACGUCCUGUAAAGUGAUUGUUUUUGCCACAGACAGGCUCAGAUUGUUAUUAAAAGUGUCUGACAACAUUGUGGAAAGGAUCCCUACAGAGACCUACACCUUUUAUUAAGGGAAUAUGGUGGUUUUGAUGAGACUGAUAUAGUGACUGUUUCUGGUUAAACAAAAACGAUCUUACUUUUUUUAAAUAGUUUAUGUCUGCAGGGAUCCUUUACAUAAAACUGUCACUUACAAUAACAAUUUGAGCCUGUCAGUGGCAAACCAAGCACUUGAGGUAACCACAGUCCUGUUUUGCUGCAGCACGCUUUCUCAAUACUUUCUCAAUACAACAAAUGUUGUUCCAAUUAGUCAUAAAAACCAUGGGAAAAAAGGAUCCAGGUUGAAAAAUACCUAAGCUACCAUUUAAUCAGAACUCAGGAAUUUGAAGCAAGUAGCUGGUGGGGAAAAAAAGAAAGUAGACUGUGUUAUUUUAAUGUGGCAGAUAUAUUUAAUCAACAUGCCAUAUCAUCUGUUUCACAGGUUGUGAAAAAAAAAAAUUGGAGUGACACUCUAGUCUGUAAUCUGUUCUUGAGCCAACAAAUGUGCACAUUUCAAUUUAAUCUUCUAGUCACCUUUUAUUACAAAUGUUGACAGCAGAACCAAAAUAAAGGAUUGAUGAGGGAUUCAAAAGGAUUCAUAUUUGAUGAGUGGAUUCAGAACUGGGUUCAGAUUUUCUAAAAUGCUAUCAAACCCCAGCAUCAGCAUGCUACACGCUGAGGAGGAGUUUGGACCAUAAACUUAACUUUCCAGCUACAUAGUUAGCUCCAGCUGCACCUUGCUGGUCAUUUCCUUAUGAUGCUCAGCAUCAUGUUGAGACCAAUACUUUGCUAUGAACCCCAAAAUGUUGCCUUGUCAUUGGUGAAGAAUGUCUGGUUUGUUGUAGCCAGUCUGUCUGGCAAUGUUUCACCCGUAGCCAAAGUUUCUCUGCUUUACUCUUCACAUUGCUACACCAGCGGGUUACACGUUGAGGAAAGAUUUAGAUGGUUAAUGGACCUGUUUGGCUAGCCUGCUAACUACACUUGUCUAGUUGGCUGCUGACAUUUCCUUCUCUGGUUUACAUGAUAAGAUGUUCAGCAGCAUGUUGACACCAACACUUUGCUAUGAACCACAAAAUGUUGUUAUACGUCAACGAUGUUGCUUUGUACCCGUAGCCAAAGUUUCUUUGAUGAAACGCUACAUUGUCGCUGCUCCUGGGAUACAGUGUCUCUGUUCACAUUACAGAACCAGCAGAUUACACAUUUAGGAAAUUUAUGGAUGGCUUGUCGAUGCCUACCUGUGCGGCUAACUUUGUUUUGGUUUUUUUCUGUGCGGCUAACUUGCUAGUUUGCCGCACAGCCAGUAACUGGUUGGCUGCUGGUCAUUUCCUUCUUUGGUUUACGCGACAAGACGUUCAGCAUAAUAAUAAUUUCAUCAUUUCAGACAAGCCAAAAAAUUUUGCUGUAUGUUGAUGAUUUUGCUUUGUUUGUUGGAGAAGAAACAUUGGCUGAAGCUGAUCUUAGCAAAUCAGUAGCCAAAGUUUAGGUGUUUUAUGUUUUUGUCUGUCUGAAUUAACAAUGUGAUAUGUAACAAUAUACUCCUUUUUUACACACUAAAAUAAUGUUUUUGAAUAAUUUCUUAUCAUAAAAUACUAUGUUGUAAAAAAGAGAUUAUAUUCAGUUUAUUUGAAAAUACUGAAUAAAUGUGCUGCCUAGUGUAUGUUUUUGUUUUUCUUCUGAUAGAGCCCAAAGUUUGUAUGCUCUCCUGUUCAAAUUGAUUAUAAUUUGGUGGACAAAAUAAUAGAAACACAAAGACAAAUUGCCACAACUCAAUGCAACAGCCAGAUAUUUGUGAAGCUCAACCCUUCAGUCUGGUUUUGAUUAAAUUCUUAAGGCAGUGUUGACUUGAAUUGUGUUGUAAUGUGAAAUGUUGCUGUUAUUUUGUCCAUCUCCUGAAUGUCCUUGUACUCUACCCAGAGUCUUGUUAUGUGUGAUAAAAUGUUCCGUGGAUUGACUCCUU
Messenger RNA from Micropterus salmoides (largemouth bass), 4581 nucleotides. Its product is annotated as arfaptin-1-like. The coding region runs from base 246 to 1241 and encodes 331 amino acids. Gene Ontology annotation, biological process: regulation of Arp2/3 complex-mediated actin nucleation; intracellular protein transport. The record is from RefSeq and is a predicted model, not a curated record. Gene Ontology annotation, cellular component: trans-Golgi network membrane. NCBI's taxonomy places the organism in Eukaryota, Metazoa, Chordata, Actinopteri, Centrarchiformes, Centrarchidae. Gene Ontology annotation, molecular function: phospholipid binding; protein domain specific binding. The transcript is spliced from 8 exons.